Messenger RNA from Chelonus insularis, 1479 nucleotides. Its product is annotated as sugar transporter ERD6-like 17. Gene Ontology annotation, molecular function: transmembrane transporter activity. Gene Ontology annotation, biological process: transmembrane transport. The transcript is spliced from 4 exons. The coding region runs from base 11 to 1477 and encodes 488 amino acids. Gene Ontology annotation, cellular component: membrane. NCBI's taxonomy places the organism in Eukaryota, Metazoa, Arthropoda, Insecta, Hymenoptera, Braconidae. The record is from RefSeq and is a predicted model, not a curated record.
CAGAUACUACAUGCGUUUUUUUUGUCGUUGGAAGCUGCAGAAUAUAUUGUCAUUAUAUUCAUCGCAAGACAACGAAAAGUCAUGUCUAAAAUCAUGUGAGUCACAUUCAUUACAACUUAGUCUUGGAUCACUUUGUAUAGGUGCUAUAUGUAUUGGUUUGACAGUUGGAUGGCCAGAAAUGUGUUCAGUAUACUAUGUCAACCCAGAAUAUCUAAAUACAACUUUCAUAAGUCUAGAAGAUGCUAAGACGACGACAAACUUGGUAUUAAAUCUGGGUGCUUGUCUAGGUGCGCUUUUACCACCAUGUCUUGUUGAUAUCUUUGGCCGUCGACACAAUUUUGCUAUUUCCGCCAGCAUUGAUAUUCUAUUUUGGAUUAUUCUUAUUUACUCUCAAACUUUAAUUCAUUUGAUGUUUACUACAGCAAUAGGCGGGAUAGCAACAGGAUCAUUUAUAGUCACGGUAACAGUGUACAUAAGUGAAGUACCACCUUUAAAGAAUUACGAAGCCGUUGGCACUUUAGUUGCAUUUUUUGCUUAUUUGGGGAUCUUACUGGGUACCUCCUUAUCCUUGUCGAUGCAUAAUGAAAUUACCCUAUUAAUAAUGUGUCUCUUGGCAUGUAUAUUUUUUGUGAGCAUUUACAUGUGGAUUAUCGAAUCACCAUAUUUUCUUUAUAAAACUGGCAAGACAUUAGAGGCUAAAUUGGUAUUGAAAGUGAUCAAUAAUGCAUCUCACAUUUCGGAAAUUGAAUCAGAGUACAAUACAAUAGAAAAAUUUUAUGAUUCUCAAAAUUCAUCCUCAAAAAGUUUUCUAUUGAAAAUAUGUUGCUCAAAUCUUACCAUUAAAUCAUGGAUUUCCAUUUUUAUUUUUUUUUUAUUUAUUGGUCAAAUGUUAGGUAGCUAUGCUUUAAGUAAAUAUACAGAAAAUUUUAUUGAAAAAGUUAUUCCAGAAUUUGGAAAAAUACUUUUAUCUUUUUUAGACAUUUUGUCACUAGCUAUAUGUGUAUGUUUAAUUGAAAGGGUUGGAAAAAAACCACUGUUCGUGUUGUCAGUGUGUGGAUUGAGUCUAAGUUGCGUUAUUCUUGCUGUUGAUAUCUUAAUUCACGAAAUAGUUUAUGAAAAUCUCAAUUAUGAUUACGAAGAAAUUAUAACUUUAUGUAUUGUUGUUUUAUACUGUGUGGCAUAUUCAUUUGGCAUGAUACCAAUUCUACCUAUAUUUAUAAGUGGAAUAUUUCCAAAUCGUAACAAGACUAUUGUUGUUGGUUUAUGCAUUUCCAUUUUAUAUUUAUGUGCAAUGAUAAAUCAAUCGAUUUUUGAAGUUUUAAACUCUCAAACGGGUACCUAUGUUGCAGUAACUGCUUUUGCAAUUAUUGGAAUGUUAGGUUUAUUUUUUUGUUAUUAUAUCUGCAAGUUUGGAACUGGAGGAAAUUUUCAAGAAUUUAUAAGCCGAAUUGAAAAUGCAUUAAUACUUGUACCAUGAAA